UGCACAUUUGUGUCAAACUGUUUGGGCUGGAUGACGUUAUAAGACGCGUAACAGGGAAAUAACGAAAAUAAUAUUCACUUUAUAUUGGGUGAACAAUCAAUUUUGUGGACGCCUAAGUUUUGGAUAUUAAGCCUAAGAUUCACGUGGAUCUCAAAAGUGUUCGAUACACAGCACCACAUCCUUGACUCGACAUUCACCUGAGUUAUUGUCAAUUUAUUGUCACCACAUGGAACCUCUUCCCCCUGAACAUAUGAAGACACUUCGUCGCAACUUUAACCGGACAAUAUGCUGUUGAUGUAUGACCAGAGUGCGGUGAUGUCAGGAGGGGAUGGGGGUCAGGGAGGGGAGGAGCCAGCAUUGCCAUUAGGCCCAGCAGAGGGUGAAGGAGCAGACGGGGGCACAUCUGGGUGUCAAAACGGGGAACUGCAGCUGCAGGACUUCCCGGCAGAGGGACAAGGAGCUUUAACAGGAGAAGUGGGGCAGGAAGAUGAGGAGAUGGCCAGCACCUCCAAUGACCUUUCUUCCUCAACCAAUGAAAGCCCAGGGAGCGCCAGAGGAUGUCCCUCACCGUCGACCAAGAGCAGCGAGUCGGCCAUCAGGGGACGAGGCCACGCCCACAGAGAUGUGGUGAGCACAGUGGCUGAGAUGAAAAAGAGGCUUCCAUCUGACAAACGGAGCCACAGCAAACCCAGCACUGUGGAGGCCUUAAACUACGCUCUCAACUGUGUCAAGCAAGUACAAGCCAACAGUGAAUACUACAAACUGCUGAUGCAGAAUGGACAAGACCAGAGAAAAGAUGCCACUGUUUGCACCUUGGAGGACCUGGAGAGGGUCACCUCUGAGCACAACCUGAAAAACACGGAUUCCUUCGUGAUGGUGUUCUCUCUCUCGAGCGGCUGCGUGCUGUACACGUCGGAGCAGGCUCCCAGCUUACUGUGCUGCAAGAGGAAGUACCUGGACUCUGCAAAGUUUGUCGAGCUGCUCUUCCACCAAGACGUCAACGUCUUCUACUCGCACACGGCACAGCCUCACCUGCCACCGUGGAGCAACUCACACUCUGCUGGAGUUCUGUUUGACAGUGCGCAGGUCAAGUCCUUCUUCUGCAGGAUUAGAGGAAGCAAGGAUCGCGAAGGUGAGAUGCGUUACAAUCCGUUCAGGAUCACACCUUACCUGCUGAAGGUGCAGGGCACAGGGAGCGGGGAGGAGGAGGAGCCGUGCUGCCUGGCAUUAGCCGAACGAAUCAUCUCUGGUUACGAAGCACCUCGUAUUCCUAUGGAGAAACGUAUCUUCACUACAACACACUCCCCUGGCUGUGUUUUCUUGGAGGUUGAUGACAGGGCUGUGCCAUUGCUGGGAUACAUGCCUCAGGACCUGAUUGGCACAUCGUUGCUCACUUGUAUUCACCCAGAGGACCGUCCCCUCAUGCUGUCCAUGCACAGGCAAAUAUUAAAGUACGCAGGCCAGCCUCCUUUUGAGCACUCUCCAGUGCGUCUGCGCUGUCAGAAUGGAGACUACAUCACCUUGGACACCAGCUGGUCCAGUUUUAUCAAUCCUUGGAGCCGCAAGGUGGCCUUCAUCAUUGGACGGCACAAAGUCAGAACGAGUCCUCUGAACGAGGAUGUGUUUGCGGCUCGUACAAAGGAUUACGUUCCAGUCACUUAUGAGGAAAUAAAAGACCUUCAAGCCAAGAUCUAUAAGCUUUUCCUUCAGCCGGUGCACAACAAUGGCUCCAGUGGUUAUGGCAGUUUGGGAAGUAAUGGCUCCCAUGAGCAUUACGUCAGCUUCGCUUCUUCAAGCGAGAGCAACGGCAACCUGUGGGAGGACUCAAACCGGGAGCCGAUGACCUUGCAGCAGAUCUGUGCUGACGUGAACAGAUCGAAAAGUUGGGGCCGACACACGCAGCUCGAUUCCAGCCAAAGAAAUGCUCCUCCUGGCAGACCGAACAUAGCGGCUCACCUCCACUCAGCCGCCAAGCCUGAAGUCAGAGGAAAUGACGAAAGCAGGAACCAAACGCACAUUCCCUCCUAUCAGCAGAUCAACUGUGUGGACAAUAUCAUCAGAUACUUGGAGGGUUGUGCGGGUCAAGCCUUGAAGCGAAAGAACGAGUCUCCUUCCUUGGACACGACCUCUUCCUCGUCCUCUACCUCAGAAGAAGAGAAGCCCAAAGGCGCCGCGGGUGUGGCUCCAAACGCUCCAGAAGUGGUUGUGUUGGACAGUGAGGUGUCAGUGGGCCCUGCAGCUGCAGCAGUUGUCGGGGCGCCGCUGACAAACAUCACCAUGUCCUCUAAGGCCAUGAGUGUUGUCUCGGUCACUAGCCAGUGUUCGUACAGCAGCACCAUCGUCCAUGUGCCACAGCCUGAGUCAGAGGCCACUGCGCCGGAGGAUGCCCCAAUGGGCAGCGAGCCUGCUGACCCUGCGGCGACCCCCGCCCGCCCUACCCUGAGUCCCGCUGCGGAGGAGAGAAGGUUGAUCGGGCUCACCAAGGAGGUGCUGUCAGCUCACACGCAGAAGGAGGAGCAGGAAUAUGUUGAUCGUUUCAGCCAUCGCAUCCUUCAGAGUCCCUACAGCUCCUAUUUGCAGCAGGAAAACGGCUCGAUGGCUCACUCUCAUCAACCAGGGGACUAUAUACGUCCAAUAAGUGCUGGAGGCUGGAAUCGCUCUCGAAGAGCCAGACACAAGCGGCCCAAACCUCAGGGCUCCUCAGACAGCUAUGCCUCCCCGACCGGCCCUGCCGGCCCCGUCCCCUACUCGUCGUGGCCCUCCUCUGAGUCGUCCCAGCCCCAGAUGGUAGAGACUUUCAGCCAAACGUCCCCCGUCCCCGUGCCGUUCUUUCCCGUCCUGGGGAAUCCAGCCGCGGAGCAGCCCCGACCACAACAGCCACCCGCAGCAACUCCUGGCCUGUUGCAGCCUCCCGAGCAGCUCGCCUACAACUUCAACGUCAUGCCGUCCGGUCAGGGCCAGCCGGCCCUGCAGCCACUUCAGAUGGAGCCCCUGCAGAACGUCCAGAACUUUUACAGCCCACUGCCGCUGGUUUCAGCCCAGAGCUUUAACCCGUACAUGCCUCCCGUCAUGGCCGUCAUCCUGCCUAACUACCCCAACUUAACUCCGGGCUUUCCCUCCGUUCCCUCAACUAUACCUCAUGGACCCAGCAUGAUAACAGGCUACGCUCCUGGCAGCGUGUCCUUCCCUCAGCUUCAGCCUCAGUUCCAGGUCCAGACUGGCCCACACACUCAGACGUCACCGGGCCUUCUUCUUUCCUCGCAGAAGGCCGCGUCCUCCAUCGGGGAGGAAGAGGAGGCAGCCGGGCCGCAGGCCUUGUUUUCCAGCUCUCGCUCCAGCUCUCCUUUACAGCUCAACCUCCUGCAGGAGGAGCUUCCCAGACACGGCGAGGGGCAGAGCAGCACUGGACUCAACCACCCCGAGAGUCUCCACGAGCAACACGCCAUCGAGGGGGACGCACCAAGUGAGUCUGGCAACCAGGACGCCCAGUCGACGUCUAGUGAGCUGCUGGACCUGCUCCUGCAGGAGGACGCCAGGUCAGGAACUGGAUCUAAUGCUUCAGGAUCUGGAUCAGGGGAAUCUGGAGGUUCACUGGGAUCUGGAUCCGGCUCCAAUGAAACAUCCACCUCACACACUGGCAGCAGCCACAGCAGCAAGUACUUUGCCAGUAACGACUCGUCGGACACGUCCCGCAAAGCCCGCAAAAGCCAGGAGGCGUCGGUGGAGCAGCCACACAACUUUGAAACUCAGGUGGAGAGCUCCUUGUGGAGCAUGAUCCAACACACGCCUGAGCAGGUCAUGAUGACCUACCAGAUACACACAAGGGAUCAGAAUGAAGUGCUGGCAGAAGACAGAGAAAAACUGCGAGUGCUUCAGCCGCUCCAGCCGUGGUUCAGCCAGGACCAGAAAGAAGAGCUGGCCAAGGUCCAUCCUUGGAUCAAGCAGCACACCAUCCCACAGGAAUUAGACACGCAGGGCUGUGUGAGCUGCAAGUCGGGGGUCGGCCUGGCCCGCUCCCCUCAGCCAGCGGUCUCAGAGAGUUUAUUACCUGUGGAGAGCCUUCAGCAGGACUCUGUCAAACCUGUGGCUGACACCUUAAACGGGUAACAGUGAACCAGGCGUGUCAGAAACUUCAGAAAUACUCUCGGUGCAUCUCUUCUCAACACUCCACGGUAACGGAUCCUAUGGCUUUAAUAUAUUGCUAACACGUUUUGUACAGACGAGGCAAGGCUCAAAAACAGUGGAGGAGAGCAAAGAGAGACGUGUUACUGGCCUCUUGAUGGACUCCGCGUCUCUUCUUUUUCUGUUAAUCAAGCCCCUGGAGGGAUUUGUGUGAUAUUAAUGACUCUAUAGACCUUUUCUCAGUAAGCCACCUGGUGCUCAGUGUAUAAAAAAAAAAAAAAAGGUUUGAGCACUGUGCGAAGACCUGCACUAGUUUUGUCGCACAAACAUGACUGUCUGAGAAGACCGAAACGACUUGGAUCAAGAACACGCAGCAAACGUUUCUCCAGUGACGCCAAGUCCGGGUUGUACAGAUUUCUCAACCUCAUCAACACACAGCAGUGACCGACCAUGAUCGGCAUACGACAAACUUCUUUUUACCCGAUGGACACAAAGACACGUUUGUUGCUCUUGAUUGUUUGUAAUGUUCAGGUAAAAAAAAAAAAAAAAAAAAAAUCCUACAUGUUAUUGUAGUGUUAUGAUCUCAUAUCCCGUAGCCUGGUUUCCCAAUGUCCAGAUGAUCCUUUUGUUGUGUUGUGUAAUGUAAUGUUGGCUCAAGAAACAACAGCCAACCAGUUGAUAAUUUCAAAUGAACAUUACCCCCAGAGCAGAUCCUCCUUCUGCUCCGUCAUCAUUUGUACCUGUAGUUUAGUUGUGUUGCUGGGAAGAGGCUCCACGCAGCACCAGAUUUUCCACUCGUCUCACUUUUACCGACUAAAGAAUUGCGGUCAGACCGUGUUUCUGUAUUUUGAACCGUGUGUGUGGUAGAAACAGAGAGGAGACUGACCAAAUCUGAGAGCGUUGCUUUAUUGAAGUGAGGUUAGCAGGUGUGAAUGGAUGUCUACUUCUUUUGAAACACUUGUCCUACAGUACAAGACUGAGCAGGGUCUGUUUCAUUUUUGGAUCAAAAGUACAUGUCAGUACUGUGUAUUUUAUAGAAAAUGUACACAAAUACAUAAUACAAAGUGUAUAAAAAGCCAUUUGUCUUGAAUUCAGGGAUUGUUUGUGACACAAAAGAAUGAAUAAAUGAUUUAUGAACUAACA
Molecule: messenger RNA, 5265 nt
Organism: Gambusia affinis (western mosquitofish)
Lineage: Eukaryota; Metazoa; Chordata; Actinopteri; Cyprinodontiformes; Poeciliidae
Gene: per3
Product: period circadian clock 3
Exons: 22
Coding region: 286-4107 (1273 amino acids)
Biological process (GO): entrainment of circadian clock by photoperiod; circadian regulation of gene expression; negative regulation of transcription by RNA polymerase II
Cellular component (GO): nucleus; cytoplasm
Molecular function (GO): transcription corepressor binding; transcription cis-regulatory region binding
Source: RefSeq, a predicted model, not a curated record